Messenger RNA from Raphanus sativus (radish), 2168 nucleotides. Its product is annotated as protein transport protein SEC31. The record is from RefSeq and is a predicted model, not a curated record. The transcript has 2 exons. The coding region runs from base 58 to 1929 and encodes 623 amino acids. Lineage: Eukaryota; Viridiplantae; Streptophyta; Magnoliopsida; Brassicales; Brassicaceae. Gene Ontology annotation, molecular function: protein binding.
GAAUCCCACUUCCAUUUUUACUCAUUUUCAAUUUCGUAUUUUCUCUCUCUCUCCCCUAUGGAACCACCGCCUCCUUCUCUCUCCUCCACCGUCGUCGUCACCGCAGCCACCUCUUCUACUUCUCCUCCUCACGUUCCACCAUCUCACCCUGAGUCUCUAAACUCCUCCCCAAAAUCCCGCACCACAGACGCCUGGGACGAUCUCCCUCCUCCCGCUUCCGGCGCUUCCUCCAAACUCCGUCUCAUGUGCAGUUACAACGGCCACAUCCUUCCCCGCCCGCACGACAAGUCCCUCCUCUGCUACAUGGGCGGCGACACUCGCAUCGUCGUCGUGGACCGUACCACCUCCCUCUCUUCUCUCAUCUCUCGUCUCUCCACCACCUUCCUCAACGGCCACCGCUCGUUCACCCUCAAGUACCAGCUACCAAACGAAGACCUCGACUCCUUGAUCUCCGUAACCACCGACGAGGAUCUCGAUAACAUGAUCGAGGAGUACGACCGUACGAUGGGCUCAUCUAAACCCUCGCGUCUCCGUUUGUUUCUGUUCACGGCGAAGCCGGAAGCUACUCAAUCGAUGGGUCAGAUUAUAGAGAGUUCGGCUAAGAGUGAUGAUUGGUUCCUCGACGCUCUCAAUAGAGGAUUCUCAGAUUCUGAUUCCGACGUCGUCAAUCGUUUACUUGGCUUAGACGAUACUCUUGCUCUCGGCGCUAAAGAUGACAAUAGUAAACAACAGAUUCAACAGCCUCCACCGCCGCAGCAGCAGCAAGUAGGCCAAGAUGUGCACAACUUGCCGGACUCUCCGAUGUUGGAUACUUCUUCCUCUUUUGGAUCAACUUCUUCCUCUCCCUCGCUCGCGAAUCUACCUCCGAUUCGUGUUCAUGUAGAGGAAACUAGUGGGGUUAAGGGGAUGAAUGAUCAGAGGCUCGGAAUCGAAGAACAGUUGGCACGGUUCAACGUCGGGAGUAAGAUUCAAGACGACGGAUUUGCGGCGAUCUCGUCACCGCCGCCUAUGCCUGUGACAAUCUCGCUUCUUGCUGCUCCGGUGAAUGCUACCGACGACGAGAGAUCUGAUAACGGUGUGCCGGCUGGAUACAAAAAGCCUCCGACUCCACGUUCACAGCAGCAGAAUCUGCCGACUCAUCAGGUGAAAACAAAUAGCGGUGGACACGAGAUGCCGUCACCUGAUUCCUUUUCCAGUGAUAGCAGCAUGAACAACCCUGUGUUUCAUCAAAGCCCUGUCUACCAAGAACCACUUUCUCAAAUGAUUAAUCCCUCACAUCCAAAUCAUAAUCAUAAUCAGAAUCAGGACACGGGCUACAUCCUUCACCCUCAACAAUCUCAGCCACAACAGCAACAGUUCAUACACGCUGCUGCACCUCAAUACCUUCAUCACCAUCCCUCUACUGGCCAUCCUGUCCAAAGUUACAUUCAGGUUUACCCUUCGCAGCAGCCUUACCCCUUUUAUUAUGCCACUGCUCCAGUCCCACCUAAGCCUUACAAUACGCCUGUCACACAAUCUGUUAGUGUGACUGAUUCUCUACCCAUGAUGGCUCCGCCACCUAACAGCCAUUUGAGAAAUACUCCUGGUGGCAAACCUGAGGCUGGGGUUUACGCCACGACGACACCACAAGGUAUGAUGGGUGGUGCUCAGAUUAUUCAGCAGAUACCUAUAAGUCAGCAGCAGUUCAUGGGGUAUUCUCAGAUUCAUCACCCACCUCAGUCCGUUUCAGCUGGGAUUCCCAACUAUGGAUAUGAGUACGCUGAAAACGCGCCCAAACAGGUAUACUACACACAACACAUGGAUCACGCACAGUACCAGACAAUGACCGGGCCUCCUCCACCUGCCAUGGUGUUGCCUGAUGGCUCUGCUGCUGCUAAGCUUCCAGCUGAAAAUAUGACUCAACAGAUCCGGAGUUCACAGCCAUUGUGACAAGGUACAAGGAAGAUGGAACACAAUUUUGGAUGAAGGAACUCGGGUUGUUCUGAAACAUAUAAGUGUAUAAUCUUUGUUUUUCUCUCUUACUUUCCAAGUAACUGCAUCAAUUAAGAGUCCCGUUUAUGUUGGGUUUGGUAUUUAUGGACUGUCAAAUGUGUUGUGUAAGUAGAUAGUAUGAGUGAUGUCUUUGUAAUGUACACUAUAGUUACGUUAUAUCAUAUAUUAUUGUCAUU